AUGUUACAAGGCCCUGAACUAAAGUAUCAAAAACUUGAAAAGUUCAACUAUGCCUUGAUAGUAGCAUCUAGAAGGCUUCAGCCUUAUUUUCAAUCUCACACCAUAAGAGUUCGAACGAACCAGCCCAUGAAGCAAAUCCUUCAGAAAACAGAUGUUGUGGGCAAAAUGGUUCAAUGGGCUAUAGAGUUAUCCGAGUUUAACUUCAAGUACAAAACUCAUACAGCAAUAAAAACCCAAUGCCUUACCGACUUCGUAGCCGAAUACGCGAGAGAUCAAGAGGAAACCUCUGUGACCUGGGAACUAUACGUGGAUGGCUCCUCCAACAGAGUCGGAAGCGAUGCAGGCAUAAUACUGGUCAAUGAGAAAGGAACUCAAAUAAAAGUCUCCUUGAAGUUUGAAUUUCCGGCCUCCAACAAUCAGGCAGAAUAUAAAGCCCUGAUUGUCGUACUAAAGCUGGCAAAUGUUGUCGGAGCAACCAAAGUAGUAGUUUUCAGCAACUCUCAAGUUGUUACUUCUCAAAUUAAUGGAAAGUAUCAGGUUAAAGACCCAAACAUGAAAAGGUACUUAGAGAAAACUAUGGACCUUAGGCGAUUCCCCGAAAUCGAGGUGAGACACAUAACUCGAAAACUCAACAACAGAGCAGACGCUCUCUCCAAGUUAGCAAGUACCAAACCUGGGGAAAAGAAUAGAAGUCUGAUCCAAGAAACUCUCCAAGAACUCUUAGUUACGAAGACAGACACCAAGUUAGACGUCUUAGAAGUUUCUGGAUUAGAUCUCGGAUGGAUGACUCCUCUGAUCGAAUACUUAAAAUUUGACAUCCUACCCGAAGAACAAAAAGAGGCCAAAAAGAUCCGAAGGGAAGUAGAGAACUACACUUUAGUAAGAAAUAUCCUUUACAGAAGGGGGAUAUCCACACCAUUGUUGAAGUGCGUCCCGACUUCUAAGGCGGAAGAAGUCCUGGAUGAAGUGCAUAGUGGCAUCUGUGGAAACCAUCUCGGAGCAAGAUCUUUAGCCAAAACGGUUAUCCGAGCUGGAUUCUUCUGGCCAAUCCUGCAAAGAGAUGCCACCGACUUCGUGAAAAAGUGUUAA
Arachis duranensis is the source of this 1089-nucleotide messenger RNA. RefSeq lists its product as uncharacterized. Bases 1 to 1089 code for a protein of 362 amino acids. Gene Ontology annotation, molecular function: nucleic acid binding; RNA-DNA hybrid ribonuclease activity. The record is from RefSeq and is a predicted model, not a curated record. The transcript has a single exon. Lineage: Eukaryota; Viridiplantae; Streptophyta; Magnoliopsida; Fabales; Fabaceae.